AUGCCGGGGCUCACGGCGCCGUCGGACUACGCGGAGGAGCCGCCGCGCCACCCGGCCCUCAGGAUCAACUCCAAGGAGCCAUUUAAUGCUGAGCCUCAUCGAUCUGCGUUAGUUUCAUCUUAUAUCACCCCAGUGGAUUUCUUCUACAAGAGGAAUCAUGGACCAAUUCCCAAAGUUGAUGAUAUCUCAAGAUACAGUGUUUCCAUCAGUGGCCUCAUGAAUAAGCAUAUCCAGCUGUCCAUGGAUGACAUUAGGAUGCUUCCGAAGUACAAUGUCACUGCAACAUUACAGUGUGCAGGCAAUAAGAGAACUGCAAUGAGUAAGGUGCGGAAAGUGAGAGGUGUUGGAUGGGAUGUAUCUGCUCUUGGAAAUGCAACUUGGGGUGGAGCAAAACUAUCUGAUGUCCUUGAACUAGUUGGAAUACAUAAACUCAGUUCAGUCACAUCUUUAGGAGGCAAACAUGUUGAGUUUGUCAGUGUUGACAGGUGUAAAGAGGAGAAAGGUGGCCCCUAUAAGGCAUCAAUUCCACUAAAGCAGGCAACAGAUCCUGAUGCUGAUGUGUUACUCGCAUAUGAAAUGAAUGGAGAGACCAUCAAUCGUGACCAUGGAUAUCCACUCCGUGUGGUCGUACCUGGUGUUAUAGGUGCACGCUCCGUAAAAUGGCUUGACAGCAUCAACAUAAUCAAGGAAGAAUGCCAGGGUUUUUUUAUGCAAAAAGAUUACAAGAUGUUCCCACCUACCGUAGAUUGGGACAAUAUUAAUUGGUCAACUAGAAGACCACAAAUGGAUUUUCCUGUGCAGUCUGCUAUUUGCACCCUGGAAGAUGUGGAUGUUAUCAAGGAAGGAAAGGCUAGAAUUGCUGGAUAUGCAGUCUCAGGCGGCGGCCGCGGCAUUGAGAGAGUAGAUAUAUCUGUUGAUGGGGGUAAAACAUGGGUUGAAGCUCAUAGAUAUCAGAAAAGCAAUGUGCCAUACGUCUCUGAUGGAGCUCAAAGCGACAAGUGGGCAUGGGUUCUAUUUGAGGCCACAUUGGACAUACCAGCAAAUGCCGAGAUAGUAGCUAAGGCGAUUAAUGAGUCUGAAAAUGCGCCUCGUGGACAACAGUGCUUUAAGAAUGUGUCAGCAUUGAGCAUGAACCACAAAUUUUUGGGCAUAACAGCAGGUGGUUCGAUGGAGAAUUAUCGUGAAGAACUCCUUCGCUUGCAUGAGGUGCGGGUUUGCCCUCGUGAACCUUGCCAUCACCGCCUCAUUGGUUUCCCUGGCGUCCCUCUACUCGAGGAUGAUGCGGGUCUUCCUCUUUGUCGGGCGGGACUCACUGGUCACUGGCAGCCCGAUGAACUUCACAUCCGCCCGCGUCUCGAUCACCAGGAAGUUGAUCUCGUGCCACAGCCGACUGAGCCUCCCCACAACGAUGUCGUAGGCGCGUGCGGCCAUCUUCGCCGUCUCGAAGGUGCCGAGCCAAUACAGUCGGCCGUCACGCUGAAACUCGAUGCUGAAACGGCCGAACUCCAGUGGCUAAAUGCCACGGUAGCUGAACUUGCUCUUCACACGUUUCGACGACAUCCGACAGAUGCGGCGCAACAGCAGUGCAGAUUUGUCAGUGGGGCGAUGCGGCGUGACGGCAGGUGGAAAUGGGUUGUCUGGAUCCGCUGGGGGUGA
Molecule: messenger RNA, 1656 nt
Organism: Triticum turgidum subsp. durum (durum wheat)
Lineage: Eukaryota; Viridiplantae; Streptophyta; Magnoliopsida; Poales; Poaceae
Source: the annotation of a GenBank genome assembly